Microthlaspi erraticum is the source of this 360-nucleotide messenger RNA. The record is from the annotation of a GenBank genome assembly. Lineage: Eukaryota; Viridiplantae; Streptophyta; Magnoliopsida; Brassicales; Brassicaceae.
AUGUUGUCCUCCUACAACUGUGGUGAGCUCAGGGUUGGGCAGAGAAGCUUGGAAGGGCCAGCCAAUGGAUGUGUGAACUUGAAUUGGAACCUCCCAUCCAACUCCUUGUGUUCAAUGAGGAGGUUGGUCUUGCAAAACUUGAUGUCCAUCCAUCCUGCUGGAGUAGACCUUCUCUUGUCCAAAUGGACUCCAGCUGCACAAGGAUUGAUGAUGGGCUUGAUUCCCAUGUCAAGGAGCUUCACUUCUCCUUCAUUGAUUGUCCCAGUGCCUUCCUUGCAAAGAAGGUGUUGGCAAGGCCUUGUGCACAUAUCUCAGCACUGGGCUCCUGAUCUGAGCAGCCUUGACCUUGAGGAAGAGUAA